Molecule: messenger RNA, 1396 nt
Organism: Raphanus sativus (radish)
Lineage: Eukaryota; Viridiplantae; Streptophyta; Magnoliopsida; Brassicales; Brassicaceae
Product: E3 ubiquitin-protein ligase SIRP1
Exons: 2
Coding region: 185-1198 (337 amino acids)
Biological process (GO): protein ubiquitination
Cellular component (GO): cytoplasm
Molecular function (GO): ubiquitin protein ligase activity
Source: RefSeq, a predicted model, not a curated record
AUUUUCUUUCUUCUUCUGCGUCUUCCUUUCCUCUUUUCUUCGUCUCCCACCAUUUCUGAGACGACGACCCCCCAGAAGAUAAAAAAAAAGAGCUUCCUUGUUGGAGAUCUAAACGAGGAAGAUCACUUAAUUUCCCUCUGGAUCUCCAGAGAGUAGGAGAAACGAGAGAAGGAGGAAGAAGGCAAUGGCGGGUAGGUAUUGGUGUCAUAUGUGUUCACAAGCUGUGGAUCCUAUCAUUGACGCAGCGGAGAUCAAAUGUCCCUAUUGCCAAAGCGGGUUCCUUGAGGAAAUGAGCGGUGAGAGUAAUGGCAAUGGCGGCAGCAGCAGGGAGGUUCAAGACCAAGAGAUCGAUUUCGGUACGGACCGUGCCUUGUCUCUAUGGGGUCCAAUCUUGGUUGGAAUGAUGAGUAAUCCUAGGAGACGUAGAAGGUUUCGGAGGACAGAGUUUGGUCUUGAUAAUGAUGACGACAUCAGCAGCAGCACUGUCGACAAUCCUCAUCACAAUCGUCGUCAUCAUCAUCAUCAUCGCCACAGGGAACAUGAUGGAGAGAUUGAUUUAGGCAGGGAGGUUGAUUCCAUCAUCAGGAGGAGACGGAGAAGCUCAGCUGCGAUACUGCAGUUGCUUCAAGGCAUUCGUGAAGGGAUUAACUCGGAUCACGAGAGCUCGGACGGGAACACUACUUCUCGCUCUGCGAUUGGAGAUUACUUAGCUCGACCGGAGUUUGACAGCUUGCUUCGAAAUCUAGCUGACAACGAUCUGAUAAGGCGACAAGGGACACUUCCAGCGCGGAAGGAAGCGGUGGAGAAUCUUCCAACGGUUAAAGUAUGCGAGCCGUUGCAAUGUUCGGUUUGUUUGGAGGACUUUGAGAAAGGAAGCGAAGCUAAAGAGAUGCCGUGUAAGCACAAGUUUCAUAACCGGUGUAUAGUACCGUGGCUUGAGCUUCACAGUUCGUGUCCUGUGUGCCGAUAUGAACUACCUCCUGAUGAUGAGGUGAAGGCUGAUCUGGUGAGACCGACGACAAGAAGUGUAGGGGUCAACUUGCGUAAUGAGAAUGUGGAAGAGAAUGCAAGGAAUAUUAGUGGGAGCGAGAGAAGGUUCUCGUUACCGUGGCCGUUGAGUGGAUUGUUCUCUUCCUCCUCUUCGUCGUCAUCAGGAUCAACAUCAGGGUCGUCUCAGGUUAAUGAGAACUCAAGUUAAGGAUUUCAAAAAAGAAGAGAAACAAAACAAUCUCUGCCCCGUUUCUAUAUUUGUCAGGUUGAAGUACAUAAGAUCACUUUUGAGGAAUGGAGUAGUUUCCUUGUUUGUUUUAUAUAUUAUCUCUUGCUAGGAACAAAUGUUAUUCUCAAGUUAAUUCUUUCAAACUAUUUGCACUUAGCACAGUUAAAAUGAUUAUCA